Molecule: messenger RNA, 2642 nt
Organism: Zerene cesonia (dogface butterfly)
Lineage: Eukaryota; Metazoa; Arthropoda; Insecta; Lepidoptera; Pieridae
Product: sodium-independent sulfate anion transporter-like
Exons: 12
Coding region: 183-2006 (607 amino acids)
Biological process (GO): transmembrane transport
Cellular component (GO): membrane
Molecular function (GO): sulfate transmembrane transporter activity
Source: RefSeq, a predicted model, not a curated record
UUAAAAAAGUUAUAGUUGCGCAUGCUCUGUUGUCAUUUUUGCGCGGGAAAAUAUAUUUACGUUAAAAAUGUGCGAGACUGUGAUCAAUUUAUUGAAAAUUUAUUAUAUUAGUUCAAUUUAGUUAUGCUGAAGUGGAAAAUAAGUUUGGUUUCUUUUAUUGUUAUCAAAUAAGUAAUUAAAAGAUGCAUUUAAAGCUAGAUCCAAGGCGAUUAGCCGGCCGGGUGUUCCCGAUAGUCGGCUGGUCGAGGAGUUACGACCUGCGAACAGGGAUUGGGGAUCUAAUAGCGGGGAUCACUGUGGCGCUUACGCUGAUACCACAGUCGAUCGCAUACGCCUCGCUUGCCGGAUUUGAACCGCAGUAUGGCUUAUACGCUUCGUUCGCUGGUGCGUUUGUGUACGGAUUUAUGGGCACGAUACCGCAAGUAAACAUAGGUCCCACUGCAUUACUUUCUCUACUAACGUUUACUUAUACGAAUGGAACUAAUCCAGAUUUCGCCGUACUCCUAUGUUUUAUUGGCGGUAUCGUUCAAUUCAUCGCUGGAAUCUCACAACUUGGAUUUCUCGUUGAAAUUGUAUCAACCCCGGUUGUAUCUGGGUUCACUUCGGCCGCGGCCAUAACGAUCGCGUCGUCGCAGAUAAAGGGCCUAUUGGGGCUCAAGUUCGACGCCGAGACUUUCAUAUCCACUUGGCGAGGGGUCUUCCACAAUAUCUCCAACACGAGAAUGCAAGAUACACUACUUGGCCUGUCUUGUUGCAUUGUGUUGAUGGGCAUGAAGGCAUUAAAGGAAAUACAUAUCAAAGACGAGAAGGGAGGAAAGAAUAGCGUCAUUGUAAAGCGAACCCUUUGGUUCGUGGGCGUUUCUAGAAACGCCGUUGUUGUCGUUAUUGCGUCGGUGCUGGCUUUCUUCCUGCACCAGGACAGGAACAACCCUUUUAUUUUAACCGGAAACAUAACACCAGGUUUACCAAAACCCCAAGUGCCACCUUUCCACUCGACGAUUGGCAACACGACUGUGAGUGCUGGCGAGAUGUUCUCACAACUCGGCACUGGUCUACUGGUGGUCCCACUUGUGGGGGUUAUUUCCAAUGUGGCGAUCGCGAAGGCAUUUUCGAAAGGCAAAGCGUUGGACGCGACUCAAGAGAUAGUUGCUCUAGGCAUUUGCAAUAUUAUUGGUUCGUUCUUCCGCUCGUUCCCAGUGAAUGGAUCUUUUACGCGAAGCGCUGUGAGCGAUGCGUCGGGGGUUAGGACUCCUGCGGCUGGAUUUUAUACGGGUAUGGUCGUAUUGCUAACAUUAGGACUUCUUACUCCAUAUUUCUAUUUUAUACCAAGAGCUGCUUUAGCAGCUGUUAUAGUUUGUGCUGUAUUGCAUAUGGUCGAUUUGGAUAUAUUGAAGAAACUGUGGAAGACCAACAGAUUGGAUUUAAUACCCUUAGUGGGUACAUUCAUCUGCUGCCUUUUACUCGGAAUAGAAGUGGGCCUGGGAUGCGGGGUGGCCAUUGAUGUACUACUGUUGCUUUACUAUCAGUCGCGGCCGACGUUGGAUAUCCGAUUCGUUAACGACGGCAAUCUCCCACCUCACUACGCAAUGCAUCCAAUCGGUGGGUUGCACUUCGCUAGCGCUGAAAGAGUUCGCUCAAAGUUAAUUUCACUCAAGAACUAUGACGUGGAACCGAGUGCAGUGGAAAUUGUAACGGUUUCACCCACUUCCCUUGUCCCGAACGGGACUUUAGCUAUGGAGCCAAGGGUCUGGCCCAGAAUACUGAUUAUUUACUGUGAUGCCCUCACGCGGGUCGACUUUACGUUCUUACAAAGCAUCAAAAUGUUAGUACAAGAAUGGUCUCACAGUGGCCACGUACUAUGGUGUGACGCUAAACCCUUUAUAAGGGACCAGUUAGAGAAUGUGAUACAAGAUCCAUUGUUCUGUGAUAGUGACCAGUUAAGGAACUUAAUAUUAAGAAUACCCCCAGUACCACAAACUGGUGUGAUCAGUGAUACAUACUUAUAGUUUAGAUUUUUGUGAUAUAAAUGCACUAGCGAUACGCUCCGGCUUCGCCCGUGAUAUCCAACAGUAAAAUAAUUUUUGAUAUCGGUCCAUGAGUUCCUGAGAUAAGCGUGUUCCAACCGAGAAAACAAACACUUCAGCUUUAUAGUAUUAGUAUAGAUUAAUAGCACAAGCACAUUGUUGAAUGUUAUAUAGCAUAAGAAAAUAUUUAAUUUUUUCAGUAUUGGUUUUAUUUUAAGUGUAAAAUUAUAAAAAAUAUAAAUUAACGUACAUUAGAAUGUUUUGGUUCAUAUUGAAAAGAAGGAAUUAAUCAAUUUUUCAUCGAAUCCUUUAUUUAGAUUUGGCAGAUUAUUUACUUAGAAAUCCCGUUCGAAGCAGUUGUUCUUAUUUUAUUAAUAAAAUAGAUUUUGUGUGUCUAUAAUCACAAGUAAGUAUAUGAAACCAACUGAGCAUUCUGCAUAUUUUUGAUUUUCGUAUAAUUUUAUUUAUCGUUUAAAGCUGCUAUAAACGUUGUUCAAAUGUACUGGUAAAUUUAUCAAUAUGCAGUUUCCACUUUAAGCACAGAUAUGUUAACUCUUACUCUAAUUUCGACCUUUAACUAGAUAAUUAAAUAAUAAAAAUGGUUGCCUGUAAAGUCGG